Spirometra erinaceieuropaei is the source of this 216-nucleotide messenger RNA. The record is from the annotation of a GenBank genome assembly. Lineage: Eukaryota; Metazoa; Platyhelminthes; Cestoda; Diphyllobothriidea; Diphyllobothriidae.
AUGCAAUCUCUCACUUCACUGCUCCUCCUACUGCUCAGUCUCAUUUCACUCGCCGCAUCCUUCCAUCUUCGACAAGAGGAUGAGGCGCAGCUGAUGGAUCUCGCCAAAUCGGCGUCAACUGACUUGCUGGACGAGGGCGCCGAGGAAGAGGAGGUGCUGGCACCUGCACGAAUUCCCGUGAAGCCGAUAGUGCGAGGUGCCUGGCAGUUGGCGUAG